GUCAAAGCAACCCUGGCUUUAAUGUAUCGUAAAGUAUAUAACUAUAUACAUACAUAAUGUUAAUAUUAAGUCACGUGUGAUGAAAGAUGGAGGAAAACAAAUUUAAGCACUCUAUAAAAGUACCAACGCAAUAUAAGCGUGUUGCUGCAGUUUUAACGGCGGCAUUGGAACGAAAAAAAUCGCUCAAGUCGUUAAUAUUUGAAGAAAAACAUGCACGUUUGCAGGGGAUGCAAGCGAUUUUGAAGCAAUACAUAGACAACCGAGAAGUCAUUGAUAAAGCAAUUUCACAUACGAAGAUUUUGGAAGAAAACCCACGCUUAAAUUCUGCUCUUUGUAAGAUCCUUGUGACGGAGCUUAUAUUUGGACGGAGAAAAUUGACUGGAGAAAGUAAACCUGUAGUAACAGUUAGCCAAUAUCGCGAAAAGCUUGAAGCAGCUUUGGGUGAAGCAGUUUGUAUUACCAAGAAAACAAAAGUUUUGAAGCCUCGCUAUGUACGAGUUAAUACCAAUUUGCUUAGUAUGGCCGAAGUUUUUGAAAUGUUGGCUACGGAGGAGUGGAGGAAAAAGGAACUCGUCAACUCUGGGUCUUAUAAUGAUUUCUUAGAAGCCUUAACAAAGCUUGAGGAGGAUGAAUAUAUGGUUGACUUGCAUUUAGAGGAUCUGUUAAUAUUCCACUGGAAACAAAAGCAUUACUGGGCUUGUCAUCCCUAUGUAAAGGAUAAAAAGUUUAUGCUUCAGGAUAAAGGGACUAGUCUUGUAGCAGAAUUGCUACAUCCACCACCCGGCGCUUUUGUACUUGACAUGUGUGCAGCACCAGGAAUGAAAACUAUUCAUGUUUCAAAUGUUAUGAAAAAUAAAGGAACCAUUUAUGCUGUCGAGCAAAAUAUCGAACGUUAUAAUUUGCUCCGUAAUAUGACCAAUUUAGCUGGCUGUGAAAUAGUUCAGCCCAUUAACGCAGAUGCGCUGACAAUCGAUAGUAGCCGCUGCCCAAAUGUGGAAUACAUACUCGUUGAUCCAUCGUGCUCCGGAUCUGGUAUGCAAAAUCGGAUGUCUUUAGAUCCAGAUGAAAAAGAUCCUGCUCGUGUAAAACGUCUUGCUGGAUUACAAAUUAAAAUGCUUUCACAUGCUUUAAAAUCAUUUCCUAACGUAAAGCGAAUAAUUUAUUCUACUUGCUCCCUCUUUGAAGAAGAGAACGAACAGGUUAUUCAACGUUGCUUAGAGUCAAAUCCAGAAUUUAAAUUGCUCAGCGGAAAGAAAGCUUUGCGCAAUAAAUGGAAUAAUAUUGGCAACACUAACUACAAAAAUAUAGGGAAAAAUUGCCUUUACACAAGACCAGAUCAAGAUCACGCUGAUGGAAUAUUUAUAGCAAUAUUGGAAAAAAGGCGUUCCAAGGAAAGUGAUGAAUAAUUUAUACAUAUGUAUACAGGAUUAUAAUUAAGAAAAGCAAGUUUAUCUAGGGUGUUCUAGUCUAUACGAUUACGUAGCUCUUAAAAACUUGUUUGAUUUUAAUCUGAUCAAAAAAUUAGGUAUUAAACAUUAAUAAAAUUAUGAUACCUGAAUGGAAUUUUGAGUAAUAGUAAAUAUUUUUUAUGAAAGACCUCGA
This is a messenger RNA of Zeugodacus cucurbitae (melon fly), 1602 nucleotides long. It is a transcript of the gene Nsun5, whose product is annotated as 28S rRNA (cytosine-C(5))-methyltransferase. The record is from RefSeq and is a predicted model, not a curated record. Bases 87 to 1406 code for a protein of 439 amino acids. Gene Ontology annotation, cellular component: nucleolus. Gene Ontology annotation, biological process: rRNA base methylation. Gene Ontology annotation, molecular function: methyltransferase activity. NCBI's taxonomy places the organism in Eukaryota, Metazoa, Arthropoda, Insecta, Diptera, Tephritidae. The transcript is spliced from 6 exons.